AUGGUGGUGGCCCGCAACAAGGCCGCCAACGCCGCGCUCUGCCGGCAGUUCAGCGAGCGCCCCGUCAGCAAAGUGUACAACGCGCUGCUCUGCGGCCAUCUGGCGGAUAACGAAGGGGUCAUAGACGCGGCAAUCGCCAAAGAUCCGGCGCUGUUCCCGCUGAUGUCAAUUUGCGCCCUCCACGGCAAACCCGCCCGCUCCCGCUAUCGGGUGUCCGAGCGUUUUUAUCGUGAAGCGGAGGGCGGGAUCUCGCUGCCGCUGACGCGGGUGCAGCUCACCCCAGAGACUGGGCGCACCCACCAGCUGCGUAUUCACAGUCGGCAGUUGGGCCCCUAUUUUAGGUUGCGAUCUGUAUGGCGGGCGUCUGCUGCCGGGUACCGAACCAGACGCCGCGGCUGUGUGCUGCACGCCAGCGAGCUGGACUUGUGCACCCCGUCAGUGGAGAGCGGAUCUCGCCGCUCGUCACGCCGCGCCGUUCUGAACGCGGUUACCAACAUCAAAUCGUCAGGCACUUUGAAGUCGGCGUACGGAUCGUCUUCAUCCUGCUCUUCCUGA
Messenger RNA from Nilaparvata lugens (brown planthopper), 555 nucleotides. RefSeq names its product dual-specificity RNA pseudouridine synthase RluA-like. Lineage: Eukaryota; Metazoa; Arthropoda; Insecta; Hemiptera; Delphacidae. The record is from RefSeq and is a predicted model, not a curated record. Gene Ontology annotation, biological process: pseudouridine synthesis. The transcript has a single exon. Bases 1 to 555 code for a protein of 184 amino acids. Gene Ontology annotation, molecular function: pseudouridine synthase activity; RNA binding.